AUGGCGAAAAGAAAAAAUAAGGUGAAGCGAAACCCGAAGGGAGGCAUAAAGAAAGGUGACAAGAUUCAUGGGCAAAAGAAGGGGAAAAAGGGUGAGGCUGCUGCGUAUGUGACCCGAGCGCAGGCUUUGGCAAAGCUGCAAAUACCGCUGGCGGAUUUCCGCAAGCUUUGCAUUCUGAAGGGAAUCUAUCCUCGGGACCCCAAGAAGAAGGCUCAUGGCAAUGACAAAACAUACUACCACCAGAAGGAUAUCGCUUUUCUGAGGCAUGAGCCAUUGCUCAGCAAGUUCUUCGAGCUGAAGACCUUCAUGAAGAAGUUCAAGCGCCUGAUGGGCCGACGUGAAAUCAAGAGCGCCAGACGCUUCGAGGAGAGAAAGCCAAAGUACACGCUACAUCAUCUUGUGCGAGAAAGGUAUCCAUCCUUCGAUGAUGCCAUCCGUGAUUUGGAUGAUGCGGUGAGUAUGUUGGCUCUUUUCCAAUCGCUGUCUGCAGACCAGGCCAAAGACAUACCCGUCGAGGCCAUCACCGAAGCAACGCAGCUCUAUCAGGAGUUUCAGCUGUACGUGAUCCGCGCGCAGGCUCUGCGCAAAGUCUUUGCAUCCAUCAAGGGCUAUUACUUUCAGGCAGACAUCCUUGGCCAUUCCGUGACGUGGCUGGCCCCUCACCAGUUUGCACAGGAGCUUCCGGCAGAGGUAGACUUUCGGGUCAUGCUGACUUUCUUGGAGUUCUAUCGUGCUAUGGUCAAGUUUGUCAAUUUCCGGCUGUACAGCGAUCUUGGUCUGUCAUAUCCGCCAAGGCGUGAUGUUGUGCUGGAGCGGACGUCAGCGGAUGUGGCUGCGCUCGAAGUGGAAAUGCGUGAGGCAGGAAAAGCGCAGCAGCUGCACAGCCAGGACAGCACUGAAAUUGAGACGAGCGUGUUGAAGGACUUUGGAGAUCAAAGUGAGGUGGCGGAGGCUUUAGCCGAAGCUGGAAGAAUGAAGACUACGUUCAGAGGUCUUCGUGUCUUCGUCAACCGAGAAGUGCCGUUAAGGCCUUUAUACUUUGUUCUUCUUUGUGGCGGAGUUGCCGAGGUGGGUUGGGAGAGAGGCGCGCAAGCUGGUGAAUCUGCGGGACCCGGAUCCGCUUUUCCCAUGGAAGGUGACUCCAUCACACAUCAAGUAGUUGAUCGGCCAGCGGGUUCUUUUGAAGUGCGGCCUGGACGUGAAUACGUUCAGCCUCAGUGGGUCUUCGAUUGCUUCAACAUUGGUUGCUUGCUGCCCAUUGCCCCAUAUGCGGCGGGUCGCACACCGCCUCCUCACCUUUCACCCUUUGUGGAUGACAAAGCCGAGGGCUAUGUGCCUCGCCAACGUGAGAUCCUGGAUCGGUUUGCUGCCGAGGUGUCUGGGAAACAAGACACCGAGAAGGACACAGGCGACUCUGUGACUAUGGCCACUGUCGGCACUAGCUUGCAACACUUUGGAGAGGAGUUGCAGGCGGAGUCCAGCGGGCUCUGGCAUUCUGAGUUCAGAAGGCAACGGGAAGAAGAAGCAGCUGCAAAUAUGGCACGCGCCACUAAAACAGAGGAUUCUGGAGCAGUGGAUGCCGACGACUUGCAGCCAGCUCACAGGCCAUCGGAAGCAGAAGAGGAGCGACUACGCGCAAAAGCAUUGAUGCCAAAGAAGCACAAGCGAUUGCUGCAACGCAUUGAGAAUGCAGAAGCCAAGCGCAAAGAUGCAAGCAAGAGGCUUAAAAGGAAGGCUGAAGCCGCGACUUCUUGA
Messenger RNA from Symbiodinium natans, 1755 nucleotides. The record is from the annotation of a GenBank genome assembly. NCBI's taxonomy places the organism in Eukaryota, Dinophyceae, Suessiales, Symbiodiniaceae.